CGAUAUUCCCCUAAUUGUCAAGGUGUUGUCUGGAUUCAGUUGCGCGGAUUCACAAUCGUGGACGUGAGCGAAAUCAUUUAAGGCAAGAUAUAUCCUUUCGAUGAAAUUAUUUUUAUCUUACGAUCUAUACAAGUAGUAUCUCCUUGAAAAAAUAAACCAUGUCUACUGCGGCAAAGCCUCAGCUCCGUGGUCUUCUCACGUCACAAAUUCAAAAGAAUCUUAUAGGAAUGUCUAUAAUUAGCAUCAGCGCAGCUUUAGCAUUCAAAAUACUUGUCGCUGACCGUAGAAAGCAGAGAUAUGCUGAUUUUUAUAAAACUUAUGAUGCAGAAAAACAGUUAAAAAUAAUGAACGAAGCUGGUCUUAUGCAAUCUUAUAUUCCUGACCAGAAAUGAAAAUAGGAAAAGAUUGAUGGAAUUCUCAAAGAAGAUAGUUUCCUUCAUAAUUAUUAUAUUCAUACAUAUAAUAAAUAAAUUUUAGUAGUAUGUACGUUAA
Messenger RNA from Odontomachus brunneus, 492 nucleotides. It is a transcript of the gene Cox6c, whose product is annotated as cytochrome c oxidase subunit 6C. Lineage: Eukaryota; Metazoa; Arthropoda; Insecta; Hymenoptera; Formicidae. The record is from RefSeq and is a predicted model, not a curated record. The transcript has 3 exons. The coding region runs from base 159 to 392 and encodes 77 amino acids.